Tupaia belangeri chinensis (Chinese tree shrew) is the source of this 3718-nucleotide messenger RNA. RefSeq names its product paxillin (gene PXN). Gene Ontology annotation, biological process: endothelial cell migration; transforming growth factor beta receptor signaling pathway; substrate adhesion-dependent cell spreading. NCBI's taxonomy places the organism in Eukaryota, Metazoa, Chordata, Mammalia, Scandentia, Tupaiidae. The coding region runs from base 68 to 1855 and encodes 595 amino acids. The record is from RefSeq and is a predicted model, not a curated record. The transcript has 12 exons.
AACACUCAGGCCUUCCCCCGGUUUCCCGUGUGUCACCCCUGGCUCACACUUCCUUCAGGACUCGGAAAUGGCAGUUCCUGACGCUCUCCUGGCAGAUUUGGAGUCCACCACCUCCCACAUCUCCAAACGGCCCGUGUUCCUGUCUGAGGAGACCCCCUACUCAUACCCAACUGGAAACCACACGUACCAAGAGAUCGCCGUGCCGCCCCCUGUCCCUCCGCCCCCGUCCAGCGAAGCCCUCAAUGGCACCAUCCUUGACCCCCUAGACCAGUGGCAGCCCAGUGGCUCCCGAUUCAUUCACCAGCAGCCUCCGUCCCCAUCCUCGUCCCCGUCCCCUGCGUAUGGCUCCAGUGCCAAAGCCUCCAGUGCCUCCAACCCCCAGGACAGUGUCGGCUCGUCCAGUUCCCGAGCAGGCGAGGAGGAGCACGUCUACAGCUUCCCCAACAAACAGAAGUCGGCCGAGCCCUCCCCCACUGUCAUGAGCUCCUCCCUGGGCAGCAACCUUUCCGAGCUUGACCGGCUCCUGCUGGAACUCAACGCUGUGCAGCAUAACCCCCCAGGCUUCCCUGCAGAUGAAGCCAAUGUGAGCCCCCCUCUGCCUGGGGCCCUGAGCCCCCACUACAGCGUCCCGGAAAAUCAUAGCUCCCUGGGGGGCAAAGCCGGGCCCCUGAUGAAAGAGAAGCCCAAGCGGAACGGGGGCCGAGGCUUGGAGGAUGUGCGGCCCAGCGUGGAGAGCCUCCUGGAUGAACUGGAGAGCUCCGUGCCUAGCCCCGUCCCCGCCAUCACUGUGAACCAGGCUGAGGUGAGCAGCCCUCAGCGAGUCACCUCCAGCCAGCAGCAGACGCGCAUCUCGGCCUCCUCUGCCACCAGGGAGCUGGACGAGCUGAUGGCCUCGCUGUCGGAUUUCAAGAUCCACGGCCUGGAGCAAAGAGCGGAUGGAGAGCUGUGCUGGGCGGCCGACUGGCCUCCGGGCGGCGGGCAGAGCGGCCCCGAAGGGCAGGACGAGGGAGGGUUCAUGGCCCAGGGGAAGACGGGGAGCAGCUCGCCCCCUGGGGGGCCCCCGAAGCCCGGGAGCCAGCUGGACAGCAUGCUGGGCAGCCUGCAGUCUGACCUGAACAAGCUGGGGGUCGCCACGGUCGCCAAAGGGGUCUGUGGGGCCUGCAAGAAGCCCAUUGCCGGGCAGGUCGUGACAGCCAUGGGGAAGACGUGGCACCCGGAGCACUUCGUCUGCACCCACUGCCAGGAGGAGAUCGGGUCCCGGAACUUCUUCGAGCGGGACGGACAGCCCUACUGUGAAAAGGACUACCACAACCUCUUCUCCCCACGCUGCUACUACUGCAACGGCCCCAUCCUGGAUAAAGUGGUGACAGCCCUCGACCGGACGUGGCACCCCGAGCACUUCUUCUGUGCUCAGUGUGGAGCCUUCUUCGGACCUGAAGGGUUCCACGAGAAGGACGGCAAGGCCUACUGUCGCAAGGACUACUUCGACAUGUUCGCGCCCAAGUGCGGCGGCUGCUCCCGCGCCAUCCUGGAGAACUACAUCUCGGCCCUCAACACACUGUGGCACCCCGAGUGCUUCGUGUGCCGGGAGUGCUUCACGCCCUUCGUCAACGGCAGCUUCUUCGAGCACGACGGGCAGCCCUACUGCGAGGUGCACUACCACGAGCGGCGGGGCUCCCUGUGCUCGGGCUGCCAGAAGCCCAUCACAGGCCGCUGCAUCACCGCCAUGGCCAAGAAGUUCCACCCGGAGCACUUCGUCUGUGCCUUCUGCCUCAAGCAGCUGAACAAGGGCACGUUCAAGGAGCAGAACGACAAGCCGUACUGUCAGAGCUGCUUCCUCAAGCUCUUCUGCUAGGCGCCUCCUUUCAACGGCCCCUUCCCAGCCCUGCGUCCCCAACCACGACUGUGACCUGGAGACCCUGCCCAGGUAGAGGGGCACACCUGCCCGAAACUGGAACCUUCCUCCUUCUCAGCCGGUGCAGGCGGGGUCCCACCUGCUAGUCCGCGCCCCCGCCAGAGCCAGGUCUCCCUCCUCUGCAGCUCUCCCAGGCCGCCCGGUCUGCAUCCUCCCGGAGCCGGGCCGACACCCCACACUGGAGCCACCCUUACUCACAUUUCGGCAGCAGAGCCGGGCCGGGGGCAGUGGGGAGGGCCAGCAGGGUCAGAUGGGGUCUCUUUUUAUGCUUUUUUCCCUCCACCUAAUUAUCCCUGUUCUGAAAGUAUUGGGGGACACCGGCUCCCCCCAGACCAUGCCAGCAUAAAUCCAUCCACCCGAGGGCAGAAGCGUCCAAGGGGCCACGGAAGGUUCCUUGUGUCCUCCUGUCCCUCCAGUCUCCCCAGGCCUGGGUGACUGCCUCCUCCCCCUGACACCCCGACUCCUCCUUUUGUCACUGUUCUGGUUCUACUGAGAAAGGCCUCUCCAGCAAUAACGAUUUCUAGCCCCUUCCUCCGUCUCCAGGGACGGCGUGAGGUGGGGAGCCCCCCAGCCUGGACACUGUGCCGACUUUCAUAGAUUUCUACACUGAGGUUCAAAUUCCUCUUGCCUGGUUUGCUUUUACUUCUCUGUACAGGAUGAUUUUAAGAGAUUUUAAAGACGUUGCCUUUUUGUACUAUCCUCACCCACCACCACUCAUCCCUGCACCCCGUGGUGGGGACUCGGGUGCGGAGUCUGCUCUGUACCGAGGGCUGAGGGUGGGGAAGCAAUUUAUACCUUAUUUUUUCUUAGCACAAGCAGGUGGGCGGGGGCAGCCCUGUGCCUCCGCCUUCAACUUCACAGCUCUCCGGGACUGUUUUAUAAACUGCUGUAUUUUGAAACCUUCCUUACUGCCUGGGCCAGCAAGCUCUUAAGUAAAACUAGCCUAAGGGUGACUUGUCCUUUCAGGCCUGGAUUUCUGACCUCACCUGUCCUGUUCCCAGGGGAGAGGGCGAAGUAACUCGGGGCGGGGUGGGGGGGCUACUUCCUGUCUGGGUGAGCCACCACCGGGAGCAUCCGCUCCCCUGUAGACUUUCUGGCAACGAGGAGAGGUCCCUCUGGACAUCGGCUGCCUCCUCACUGCUUCUCUGGGGCUCGCUCUCCUGCCCUCUCAGGAAAGCUGGUGUCUGAUUUCAACCAGAAAGUUCUCUUUGGUCUUGUUGAUUCCACUGGUUGCAUCACUUCCUCGAGUUUCUGGCCCUCCCUGGAGACGGAGUGCAGGUCCUUCCCCACGUGGCCUCAGGGAUGGGGCCUGCACUCAGGGUCGCCCCUCAGGAGGUCUGCAGAGGGGGCCCGGCUGGUUGCGAACGUGCCCACUCAGACCUGGAGCAGAGGGAAUCUCAGGAGCUUUCCCAAGGAUGACAGGAGUAGCCAGUGGAGAGGGGGCCCAGAGCGUCCGCAGUGAGGACGAUCCAGACCACUGCACUGGCCCCCUCCAGAGGGUCUCAGGAGGAGGUCGGGCCUCCGGCCAGGCGGAGAGCCCAGGUCCGGGGAGGCCAGCCCAGUCCCACGGAAGGUGUGCUGUCUUCACUUCCACCCACAGGCCUUACUACUCUGUUUACAGUGACCUGUCCCAGGCCCCUCCCCAAAAGAGAUGGGACUUCUGGGGCCCCCUCUCUGGGUCAACGUUUAUUCAAUGAUUUUAUUUUGAUUUUUUUUUUCCUCUCUGUAAAUGUCUAACCUGGCUUUUAUCCAUUUCAAUUCCUGUGAUUUAUGCCAAUAAAGUUUGCCAUUAUUUUCUUUUCA